Messenger RNA from Candida albicans SC5314, 615 nucleotides. RefSeq lists its product as uncharacterized. The transcript has a single exon. NCBI's taxonomy places the organism in Eukaryota, Fungi, Ascomycota, Pichiomycetes, Serinales, Debaryomycetaceae. Bases 1 to 615 code for a protein of 204 amino acids. The record is from RefSeq and is a predicted model, not a curated record.
AUGGACAACUCAUAUGAUGACUUGCUGGCAAUCUCAACAUUGGUACUGUCACUUAGUCAGAAUGUGAGUGACUCGGAAGAAUAUAUAACGAAACUUCAAAGCUUAUCAAAAAAUCUAGUAUCGAAAGACCAAUACGAACAACUAUCAAAAGAGGCUGACGUUUUAACCGAGUCCAAUAACAAUGCUAAUGACAAUGAUGAAAUGUCAAUUAUACGCAAAUUGGAAGAAGAAAGAUUAUCUUUGAUUAUGGACAUUCAGCGAGAGGAUUUUGUUUCUUCCAAGUUGAUUGAAUUGAUUGAUCAAAAUCAAGAAAUAAUCGAGUCGGUUAAAGAAUACCUAGAGGCCAGGGAAUCGAUACAAGAAGAGGAGGCGGCUUACACCAAGAAGCAACUAGAUAUAUUUGUAAAUGAUAUUGUGCUACCUAUUUUGGCUCAGCUAAAUGAAAAUUUGACUGGAUUGCUGGCGAGGAUGAAAAAUGUUGCUCGGAAACUUCUCAGAAUACAACUCAGAGCCAAGGAAAACCCCGAUUUAGCAAUGUCCGAAAACUACCGGAAGGAAUUUACCGAGUUGGUCCAAUGCUUUUGCUCAUUAUGUAAGGAAUACAAAACUACUUAG